AUGGCGGACCACUUGCCUUCCGAGUUUGAUGUGGUGGUCAUAGGAACGGGCUUACCUGAGUCUAUCAUCGCGGCAGCUUGCGCAAGGAGCGGCCAGCAGGUUCUUCAUGUGGAUUCGAGAAAUUAUUAUGGAGGAAAUUGGGCAAGUUUUAGCUUCUCGGGAUUAUUGUCCUGGAUAAAAGAAAACCAAGAACAGGCUGAUCCGUGUGAGGAAAGUACGGCUUGGCAAGACCUAAUUCUUGAAAAUGAGGAAGCAGUUCCUCUUAAUAAGGAAGAUCAAACCAUCCAGAAUGUAGAAUAUUUCUGCUACGUUAGCCAGGACUCAGACGAAGAUGUUGAAGAAGCCGGUGCGCUGCCAAGACCAUCUGCCUCAGCCACUUCCGCCUUUACUAAAGAUUCCGAGGAAACCUCUGCGGUCACCGAGGUCGAGAACGGAGGCUCGUCUUCAGACGGUGGGGCCAAAAGCGAAGAGAUCCGCCCUCCGAGUGAUGCAGGAAGUGAUCCACAAGGUACCAGUGACGAAGAGGACACAGGAAGGACUUCUCUGGAAGGGAAGUCCGCUGACAGAAUCAUGCCUGAUUCAGCAGCAUUGGAGACCGGAGAGCCAAAUGAGCCAGUCCCUGAAGCUGCAGCUGAACCAAGGAAAAUCACCUAUCCCCAAAUUGUAAAGAAGCAGGCGGUUAAUAUUGAUUUAAUAUCUAAGCUCCUCUAUUCCCGAGGAUUGCUGAUUGACCUCCUCAUCAAGUCAAACGUCAGCCGAUAUGCCGAGUUCAAAAACGUCACCCGUAUUCUUGCAUUGAGGGAUGGCAGAGUGGAACAGGUUCCAUGUUCCAGAGCGGACAUUUUCACAACAAACAGUGACAAUGGUGAAAAACGAAUGCUGAUGAGAUUUCUGACCUUUUGCCUGGAUUUUGAACAGCGCCCUGAUGAAUACCAAGCUCAGAAGGAUCGCAAGUUUGCCGACUAUUUAAAAACCCAGAAGUUAACGCCCAACCUGCAGCAUUUCAUUCUGCAUUCCAUUGCGAUGGUCUCGGAGGCCGAUUGCUGCACCAUAGAUGGGCUGAAGGCCACUCAAAAAUUUCUACAGUGCCUGGGGCGCUACGGCAAUACCCCCUUCUUAUUUCCUUUGUACGGCCAAGGGGAAAUCCCUCAGUGUUUUUGUCGGAUGUGUGCAGUAUUCGGUGGGAUCUAUUGCCUCCGGCACGCCAUAAAGUGUCUUGUGUUAGACAAAGAACUUAGAAGCCAACCAGAUCCUAGUUCCACCUUAUCAAUCAUUGUAACCUAUUUCUCUGAUGUCCACCGAUGCAUCAAGUGA
This is a messenger RNA of Thamnophis elegans (Western terrestrial garter snake), 1314 nucleotides long. RefSeq names its product rab proteins geranylgeranyltransferase component A 1-like. Lineage: Eukaryota; Metazoa; Chordata; Lepidosauria; Squamata; Natricidae. Gene Ontology annotation, cellular component: nucleus; Rab-protein geranylgeranyltransferase complex; cytoplasm. Gene Ontology annotation, biological process: small GTPase-mediated signal transduction; intracellular protein transport; protein geranylgeranylation. The record is from RefSeq and is a predicted model, not a curated record. Gene Ontology annotation, molecular function: GDP-dissociation inhibitor activity.